This is a messenger RNA of Amborella trichopoda, 1207 nucleotides long. RefSeq names its product putative pectin methylesterase CGR3. Gene Ontology annotation, biological process: pectin metabolic process. Gene Ontology annotation, molecular function: S-adenosylmethionine-dependent methyltransferase activity. Lineage: Eukaryota; Viridiplantae; Streptophyta; Magnoliopsida; Amborellales; Amborellaceae. The record is from RefSeq and is a predicted model, not a curated record.
GGCUCGUGCAAAACAUAAGGGAGAAGCAUAGCCAUGAGCUCGUAGUCGUAGUGAAAUGGUCCACUACUCUCUGAAACCCUAACCAUUUCCAUUUGGGGUUCAUGGAAGGCAGCUGAAUUUUCUCUUCCUUCGUAUAUGCUGUAUAUCUGUUUUCCUUUAUCAGGUUUGGUUUGUUGUUGUAGAGAUUGGGAGCCAUGUCGAGGAGGCAAGUAAACCCGAUUGCAAGGAGAUUUGCAGAUAGCUCUUCGUUGCCAGUUUCUAGUUCUCUGCACCAAAAAUCUCGGUCAUCUCCAUUGCUAUCAGUUGGUCUCAUACUCGUGGGUGCAUUCCUUCUUAUUGGCUACUCUUAUAGCAAUUCAGGGUCUAACAGCGAUCGAGAGGCACUAAGUAGGGAUGGAGGGGACACUUCAUGCACCUCAGAAGUACUCCGAGCAAUACCUCUUCUGAGGAAAGUGUACGGUGAGAGUAUGCGCAAAGUUUUACAUGUAGGCCCUGAUACAUGUGCAGUGGUCUCAAAUUUGUUGAAGGAAGAGGAUAUUGAAGCUUGGGGUGUAGAACCAUAUGAUCUUGAGGAUUCUAAUGAUAACUGCAAGAAUCUUGUGCGCAAGGGCAUUGUGCGUGUAGCUGAUAUUAAGUUUAAUCUACCCUACAAGGAAAAAUCAUUUUCCCUUGUUAUUGUGUCAGAUGCACUAGACUACUUAUCGCCAAAGUACCUUAACAAGACCCUUCCUGAACUUGCCAGAGUUUCUGAAGAUGGGCUUGUUCUAUUUGCUGGUUAUCCUGGUCAGAGAGCUAAAGGUGCAGAACUAUCAAAGUUUGGGAGGCCGGCCAAGUUGCGGAGCCAGUCUUGGUGGAUCCGUUAUUUCGUGCAAACAGGACUUCAGGAGAAUGACAGUGUUAACAAGAAGUUUGAGCAGGCUUUGAUUAAGAAGUCAUACAAGCCCAGCUGCCAAAUAUUUCACCUGAACCCAGCCCAUUGAUUCUGGCCUGUUCCAUGAAAAGAAGCCGACAGGUUUUGAGCUUAUGCCACUCCCCUCCCUCAUGGAAGAGGAAGUCUAUGUACACCCUGUAGCAAUUGUUUUGAUCUUAGUAAAGUCUAGCAAGCAUAUACUUUAUUAUUUAUUGGAGUUGAGCCAAAAAAGGUGUUGAUCAGUGGGGAAGAAUGAUUUUGCAUAAAAUAAAUAGAUGGAAAUAUUCUUUGAAUUCA